Vicia faba (fava bean) is the source of this 624-nucleotide messenger RNA. The record is from the annotation of a GenBank genome assembly. Lineage: Eukaryota; Viridiplantae; Streptophyta; Magnoliopsida; Fabales; Fabaceae.
AUGGAAGAUUUUCCUUUUCUAUCAGCCCGGAGGAAGAAAGGAGUCCGGGUUAAAGGACGAGGGCAGAUUUCUUCUUUCAGUAGCAGCUCCGGAAGAGCUGCUUCGGAUUUGACUGAAGAAAAAAGGGUGGUGAUGGAAUCCUUCUUCUGCUCACCGGGAUUUAAGGCUCCAUCCGAAUCAAGGAGAAGCCACAGUCUAAGAAACCAAGGUAGAAAGAAGUCUUCCUAUUCCUGCGUUGUGCCGGAAGUCUUUAAGACUUUCUUGAUGCGGAGUAGUGAAUAUAAUCAAGUUAAGCAGUCCAGGCGGGAGGAGUUAAUCUGUAAUUCCCGUAGUUCCAUAGGAAGGAAGUGCAUCAACGAGUUUCCGUAUCUCGGCAGUAGGGACCGAACUUCAAGCAAUAGGGAUCAGUGUUCAAGGCUAGGAUCUAUCCCACAUACAUACAUGAAGAGAAGAAGAGAGGAGAGGGGGUUCCCUGAGAUUAAGGUGUCAAGGCGGUCGAAGAAGGCCACAAGUGGAAGCAACCGAAGCUUUGGUCAUUCAGUUGACUCCGCCAGUCCGUGCUUGCUGUCAUGCUGGCAAAAGCAGGGCUUUCGGCCUUACCUACUAUUGGAUUUGAACCAAUGA